Messenger RNA from Diversispora eburnea, 813 nucleotides. The record is from the annotation of a GenBank genome assembly. Lineage: Eukaryota; Fungi; Glomeromycota; Glomeromycetes; Diversisporales; Diversisporaceae.
AUGAGUCUUUUGGUAGAUAAAUAUCGACCAACUUCACUUGACCAGUUGACCUAUCAUCAUGACCUAUCACACCUGCUUAAAAUUACAGCGCAUUCAGGCAAUUUUCCACAUAUGCUUAUGUAUGGUCCUUCCGGUGCAGGAAAAAAAACGCGUAUUUCUUGCAUAUUAAAAGAAUUAUUUGGUGAAGGUGUUGAAAAAAUCAAGAUAGAUCAACGGACUUUUGUUACAUCUUCGAAUAGAAAAUUAGACGCAAAUAUCGCAUCUAGUAUUUAUCAUUUAGAAGUAACGCCUAGUGAUGUUGGAAAUUAUGAUCGAUUAGUUAUUCAAGAAUUAAUAAAAGAUGUUGCACAAACUCAACAAGUAGAUUUAAAUGCAAAACAACGAUUCAAAGUAAUCAUUAUAAAUGAAGCUGAUGCGCUUGGUCGUGAUGCUCAAGCGGCGUUACGUCGUACAAUGGAAAAAUAUGCUAAGAAUAUAAGAAUUAUUUUUUGUUGUAAUGUCACAAGUAGAAUAAUUGCACCUAUUCGAAGCAGAUGCUUGCUUGUUCGAGUGGCCGCACCUACUAUUGAGGAGUCCACCCAAGUUCUUAGAAAAAUAGCAACAAAUGAAAAAAUUAAAAUAAGUGAUGAUGUCUUAAUUCGAAUUGCUGAAAAAUCAAAGGGAAACCUAAGAAGUGCCAUUCUGACUUUCGAGACGAUGAUCAUGCAACAGGUUAAUAUCAGCAAAACUUCCGAAAUACCCUCACCAGAUUGGGAAGAUCAUAUAGAAAAUAUCGCUAAAUCUAUUAUCAAAACGCAAUCAUCCGCCAAGUAA